Anoplopoma fimbria (sablefish) is the source of this 810-nucleotide messenger RNA. RefSeq names its product ETS domain-containing transcription factor ERF-like. Gene Ontology annotation, cellular component: nucleus. The record is from RefSeq and is a predicted model, not a curated record. Gene Ontology annotation, molecular function: DNA-binding transcription factor activity, RNA polymerase II-specific; sequence-specific DNA binding. Gene Ontology annotation, biological process: cell differentiation; regulation of transcription by RNA polymerase II. Lineage: Eukaryota; Metazoa; Chordata; Actinopteri; Perciformes; Anoplopomatidae.
AUGCAGUGCAGCUGUAGCUCCUCAGCGGGACACCUUUCAUCGCCUUACUGGAGUAGAACAGUGCUCUUCCCUGACUGGGCCUACAAACCAGCCUGGUCGCCCGGCUCCAGACAGGUGCAGCUGUGGCACUUCCUGCUGGAGCUUCUCGGGCGGGGCGAGGGCGGGGCCAUCGGCUGGGGGGGGAGGGGGGAGUUCGUCAUCCGCGACCCCGAGAGGCUGGCCAGGCUGUGGGAGAGGAAGGGCAAACCUCACAUGAACUAUGACAAACUCAGCCGGGCCCUCAGAUACUACUACAACAAACGCAUCCUGCACAAGACCAAAGGGAAGAGAUUCACCUACAAGUUCAACUUCAGCAAACUGAUCCUGGUCAACUAUCCAGGAUACCCACCUCCUCCACCUCCUCCACUGGUGCAGAGCGGCCUCCUUCCCUUCCCUCUCCUCCCCCCCGAGGGUGGUGUUCCUCUGUGUGGAGGAGCGGCCUCGCUGAUGGACAGAGGAGUCCAGCCUUUGCCUCACCCCUUCUUGCUCCCGUGCUGCCUCCCUAAGCCCAUCCCGUCUCCCCGGGCUCUCCACGGCCACUUCCCUUUUAUCUCCCACCCUGCCCGUCAUGGGGCCGACCUGGGGGAGUCGGGCCUCCCACCUAUCCCGUUUUCCCUCCGCGUCGGUGCCAACGUCUGGCCGCACAAGAGCCCGGCAGGCUGGGAUCUGAACCGCAUCAGUCGAAACCUGUUUGGUGGAGUGAAGCAGACGGAUAUUCAAGAAGAGGAGAGGAGAGUGGGGGAUUUUGCACAGAUGGGGGAGAGAGAGUGA